AUGCAUUUGCAACCCUUUGCCAUUGUGAUUAUCUUGCUGUGUGAGGUGAUCAAAAUGGGCUCUGGCGCCGUGCAGAAGCAAAGUGCUCACAGAGACACAUCACACGAUUGUCGAAGCUGUCUGGAGUGUUCCCGGGACAACGGCUGUGUGCGUUGCCCCGAGCGACUCUUCCUGUUCCUGCAGAGGGAUGGGAUGUCUCACCAUGGGACCUGUCUCCACGCCUGCCCCCCUGCACACUUUGGACAGAGAGGGAAGGACAUCAACCGCUGCAUGAGGUGUCGCUCUUUGGACUGUGAGCACUGUUUCGACCGGGAAUUCUGUACCAAGUGUAAACCAGGUUUCAAGAUGUCCAGCGGCAAGUGUGUGAAACACUGCCCGGCAGGAACCUACGCCCACCAAACUGACUGCCUUGAGGACGGUCUCUUGGCUCCAUUGGGAGAAUGGAGCGAAUGGAGCGCCUGUCUCCGUGAAGGCGUCACCUGCGGCUUCAGGUGGGGCAAGCAGACCAGGACCCGGAUAGGCGGGCCGUCCGGGAGAACGCCUGAAGAGAAGGCAGCAUCACUUUGUCCGUCGCACAGCGAGACACAGAGGUGCAGGAUGAAGAAAAAGUGUCCCACAGGGGUCUCCGUAGCUUUCCAUCCAUCAGAAAGAAGACAGAAUAAAAAAGGAGGAUUUGGGAGGAAGAGGAAACGACAGCGGCUGCUCGCCAACGACACCGCUGGAAACUCAGUGAACGCAACGACAGAGAGCGCCAUGGAGCAUGAGGAGGCCUGAGGAGAGGAGGCAUACUGCGCACCCCCCACCCAACACCUGUCGGAACAUCCGUCAGCAG
This is a messenger RNA of Gymnodraco acuticeps, 832 nucleotides long. It is a transcript of the gene rspo4, whose product is annotated as R-spondin 4. The coding region runs from base 1 to 774 and encodes 257 amino acids. Lineage: Eukaryota; Metazoa; Chordata; Actinopteri; Perciformes; Bathydraconidae. The record is from RefSeq and is a predicted model, not a curated record. The transcript has 5 exons.